AUGCAAAAAUUCAAGAUUCCCAACUAUCAGAAUGGCCAUGCCUAUCUGACGUCCCACCGAAUCUGCUAUGUAGCCGCCGAAGAGCCCCGGAAGUACUCCGUCUCGGUCGAGCUCAAGGACGUCGAUCGCGUGGAAUACCAGGCAGGCUUUCUCAAGUCUUCUCCUAAAAUCACGAUAUACCCCAAGCCACAGAAGCAUGGCCUGGGACAGCCGCACGGCACAAAUGCCGGCCCAUUUUCUACCCAAGUCAGCGGUACUUCGCCUGCGCAACCAUCCUCUGCGGCUCUACAAGUUUCACGUGGCGCGUCGCCUGCUCCAAAGCCGGUGAAUGCAACGUGGAUCUGUCCCAUCUGUUCAUUCUCCAACCCAGUUCCCUCCAACUUUGACCCGGCAACAGCUACAGCCUCGACACCGUUGCCACCAUGUCUGGCGUGUGGAAUCAAACCGCAAUUGACGACUAUACUGAAGGCAGCUAUCGCCGCUGCAACGAAUCGAGCACCUUCAGAUGCAACUGAGCGAGACCGGUUACAGACAAAUGCAACCGAGUCUUCGACGGCUCUUCCGGAUUCAGACACUUCAGAGACAUCAUUGGCUUGUCCCAGAUGCACAUUUAACAAUCAUCCGUCUCUCUUGGAGUGUGAGAUCUGUGGAGCCUCUCUUGUGUCCUUGGCUCCUAGAGAUAGGAAGAUUACUAGUGGAGAACGUUCGGAGUCGCCAGCACCCCCUCUCGCUCAGUCGAGUAUAAGCAACACUGAAAUAAAUGAGUGCAUCAAGCUCUCAUUCCGUGGCGGCGGUGAGAAAAUCUUCCAUGAAAGAUUAAAAGGCGCUUUGAUCCAAAGAAAAUGGCUCCUUCAGAACGCUCCUCCGAUCCCGCAACCCUCCCAAUCCCCAGGGCAUGGACCAUCCACGUCUCCUGUGCCACGUGGUUCCGGCCAGUCGACACCUCGACCAUCCGCAGUUGGGAUUGCAGGACUUGAGCAACGGGGAUUGGAGACCCGAAAAAACAACGAGCUGGUGAUUGGCAACGCCUUCGAGGAUCUGGAGGCUCUGAUGGCUUCUGCGAAGGAAGUCGUCGCUCUGGCGGAAACUCUCGCCUCUGAAUCAGGUCUAGCUACUAAUGGAGACUCUGCUGAAGCGAAGGCCGUACUGUCUGAAUCGGCAGCUGCCCUGGGGAUGGUGACUACAAAGGACAUGCUGGGCUCCGGAGCUGAGAAUCUUUACCUGUCUGAACUUUCCCGGAACCUGGCGGAAUAUCUCACCGAUGACCGCAAGGGAAUUCUUCGCAAGGAGGGCGGCAUCAUGAGCCUCAUUGAUCUGUGGGCCGUUUUCAAUCGCAGCCGCAAUGGAGUGGAACUCGUAAGCCCCUCUGAUUUCCAGAAAGCCGCGCAGCUUUGGGAGAAGCUCAAGUUACCGGUCCGUCUCCGCCGUUUCAAGAGCGGUCUUCUAGUCGUCCAGCCGUAUGACUUGAGCGACGAGAAGACGAUCCAGCAGCUCGAGGCCUGGAUGGAGGAGCUCCGGCAGCAGCCUCCAAGCGAACCAGUCCCCUGGGACUGGAGGGUCUAUGGUAGAGGCGUGACGGCCCAGGAGGCAGCCCAGCAUUUUGGUUGGAGCGUAGGAGUUGCUGCCGAAGAGCUCGAGAUGGCUGAGGACCGAGGCGUUCUCUGCAGGGAAGAAGGUAUCGAGGGUGUGCGGUUUUGGAAGAACCACUUCGAUGAUGAUUUCAGCGAUGACAGAAUUGGACAGGCAGUGUCUCUCCUGACGCUGUGA
Messenger RNA from Rasamsonia emersonii CBS 393.64, 1767 nucleotides. Its product is annotated as Vacuolar protein sorting protein (Vps36). The coding region runs from base 1 to 1767 and encodes 588 amino acids. The record is from RefSeq and is a predicted model, not a curated record. The transcript has 3 exons. Gene Ontology annotation, molecular function: ubiquitin binding; phosphatidylinositol-3-phosphate binding. Gene Ontology annotation, cellular component: late endosome membrane; ESCRT II complex. Gene Ontology annotation, biological process: protein transport to vacuole involved in ubiquitin-dependent protein catabolic process via the multivesicular body sorting pathway. Lineage: Eukaryota; Fungi; Ascomycota; Eurotiomycetes; Eurotiales; Trichocomaceae.